AUGACAUUUCGAUUUCCAUGUUCAUCAACAGUAGCUGCAAAAGAAAUCGUUACAAAACUUAUUAAUUCUGAUUAUGAAAUCGAAAUUGCCUUUUAUUUUGCUGGUUUCAAACAAAUAACAACAAAUUUUAUUUCAAUUACAAGUGGUCAACUUCAAAAUAUAUUAAGUAAAACAAUUGCUGAUGGUAAAAGUAACAAUGCUCAAUAUAUUCAUCGAAGACAAAGUUCAUCAUUUAUCGGAAAAUAUACGACAAAUGUUAAUAAAAUGAUCUAUUCCGAAAAUCCUAAUGCGAUUCUAUCGGCAAUUAUGGGAAAUUUAGAAGAUCAAUUUAUUUCAUUACUAGAACAAGGCAAUCGCUAA
Messenger RNA from Didymodactylos carnosus, 360 nucleotides. The record is from the annotation of a GenBank genome assembly. Lineage: Eukaryota; Metazoa; Rotifera; Eurotatoria; Philodinida; Philodinidae.